AUGUUACUCACUGCGGACUAAACGGUAAAAAGUGUGUAUGCAUCAGAUAUAGUUUUAGAAAUCGUAGUCCAUCAUGUGCGCGUUCCCGCCCUCCUGCUUCUCAUAGCAGGGUGACGUUUUUCGCCACCACACCGGAAGCGCCGCUGCCACCAGUAGCGCUCGCGGUGUCUCCCAGCGCCGCGGAUCAGAGCCGAGCGCGGUCACACCUGGUGGGACCGGAGCGAGCAGUUUGGCGAAACAUCUCCGACAGCUCCACAGUUGAUCGCUUGAGGAAUGUGGUUUCAUUAGAAAGGUUGCCCAGACCCGAAAGUUUGCACUAAGUUCAACUUUACUUUCACUCACUUUCGAAGCAGUAAAGGGAUCAUGGCUACUGGCGGGUUUAAGUCAAACGCACCCGCUGACUUUUUGGAGGAGUGGAAGGCAAAAAGGGAGAAAAUGAGGGCUAAAAUGCUGGGGGACAUUGCAAAAGCCACUGGUGUCCCCCUGAACCCCGCCAGCAGCAACAGCACCAGCAACAGCCGCCUCGGCGCCCCGCCGGGCACCGAGCUCUGUACCAACCCGGACCGAAGCGCCUCCGCUGGGAACUGCCGCACCUCCUCCUCCUCUCCGGUGGCUCGGUCCCCCUCCGGCGGCACGCUGAACAGAGCCGAGGAAGAGGCGCACCACCCGGCCGCACCCGCAGCCACCACCCCCACCGCCCAGGGGAGCAACCUGAAGAAGGCCCCGCCUCAGAUGGAGAAGACUCGGUGCGCUUCGCCGGACUCCAGCUCGAUGAUGGCGUGCAAUAAUGACAGUGACAAGGACAGUCCGUCACCAUCACCCAGCAAGGGGAAGGAGAAGAAAAACUCAGGUCCCAGUGCAAGGAAGGGCAAAGGACAGAUUGAGAAGAGGAAGUUAAGGGAAAAGAGGAGAUCUACAGGUGUUGUCAGCAUACCGUCCAAUGAGAGCCUGGAUGAGCUGGACGACGACGACGCAGGAGAAAAAGACAGACGUGAGGAAGAGGAGCUGGUUCAGACCAACACUUUCCAGAAUGAGUCUAUGACGGCUGACCCGGCCACCGGCUACCUGCUGGAAACCCCUAAAGCUGCUUCUGGACGUUUUAAGAGCUCUGCAAGGCAGGGGAUGGAAGAGGAGGCUGGUGGGAACAUCAGACAGCGAGAAAACCGUCACAGCCGAGAGGGCGGCGGUGCAAAUCUGGAGAAGAGGGUGGAGGAGCUGGAGAAGGAACUGUCCAGGCUGGUGAAGGUCGUUCAGGACAAAGACGAAGUCAUUGAAAAACUGAAGGAGGAAAUCGAAUUGCUAAACCUGGACCUGGAUGAGUUUGAAGAUGAAAAUGAGCAGCUCAAACAAGAGAACAAGACUCUGCUGAAAGUGGUGGGACAGCUGACGAGGUAGAGCUGCUCUGAUUGGUCCAGCGACUCGAUCCGUCUGCCCGACAUCCUGCUGGAGGUUAGAUCCUACGACGUGGCCUUGCAUCCGUUUCAUUUGGUGUAGAUUACUUUAGCUUAUCAUCCGUCUUGUUGAAUGCUGGUCAUUUGCCCCCUUUUGCUUUUUAUCCCUCCAGUUUUCAACCACCAAAGCAACUGGAUGUUACAUACUGACUUUUUCCACUUCAUAGCUGAAAAACGAAUGCUAUGAUUGUCAUUUUCUAUAAUCUAUCCUUUAGGAUAGUAUCUCCAGUAUCUAGGAGGUUGCUUAUACUAUGUAAUAUUUUAUAGAUGUAGAUCUUCAUUUGUGAAUUAGAACCAAAAUAAAUGGAGUUAAAAUGUAAUGUGAGUUUUCAGGAUAAUAACUUAAAUUUAAUACAAUUUUUAUGGUUCACUGAUCAUUUAUCUUCGAUUUAUGAAGAUAAGUAUAAACCAAUGCCCUGAGGCUUUAGGAGAUGGGUUUAAAAUUUAAAGAACAUUGGGUGAAGUGGCACAUAUUGGUAUGAAAUGACAAAAAGGGGCAAAUUGACCUUUUGAGAGUUAAAAACAAAAACACAUGUAUACCAAUUGUUGUGAAAUCUAGGCUGAGUGGUGGAGGUUGUCUAUCUUCUUAUACAUAUUUAAUGUAAAUGUAUUGUACAUAGCCUGUUUAGAUUGUUCUUUGUCAAGAUUUCUGUCAAUAUCUUAAAAGAAAUAAAACUUUGAAUGUACGUGCAGGAAUAACUAGGCACAAGAAAACCUGUUUAGUUACGGAAAAUCUUUCACACAAUCUUUAAAAAAAAGAAGAAAAAAGGAUCUGCAGCAUUUGGACCAAAUUAAACAUUCACUGCGACAGUAUCACCAGCCAAAGUGGGCGCAGUGCCUUGAAGUGCAUGAAACUUUUCUCUUUUCCUUCUUUCAAACUUGUUGAAGCCUGGUGCUUUCUCGAAUAAAUGGCAUUGGUACAUUUCAAUCCAGCAGGAGCCUAUUUAAAUUUUUAAUUUGGUAAAUAUGUCCAACUGAAAUGAAGACGCUGAGCUUUACGCAUUUUAUUAGCAUCUUGACUCAUUUUCUUGUUGGUGUCAAAAAGCUUUAGGGGUGUUUACAUGUUACUACAGGUUUUUAUAGUUUUUUAUUUUGGUGCUUCUAAGCUACAAGAGAACCACUUCCUGCGAUGAAUUGCUGGAACAAACUGAAUCUGCUUUGUUUAGUUAAGGGGCAGUCUCGGCCUUGUAAAAACAUUCAUAACCAGUGAACUUUCCCACAUUCCGUUACAUCACAAGCAUCACUGGGAUUUCAUGAGACGGAGCAACAAAGUCUUGCAAAUGUUUUUACGAAUGAAAAUGUCAAAAGUCUGGAGUGCAUUUGUAUUUGCCCAUCACCCUCCUCUAAAUAUGAAAGUCAACAUUUGUACAAGAAUAACUACAUAUGCACAGAUUAAAUUACACAACAUUUCUUUUUAAGACAGUUUGGUUUCACUAGAUUUUAUUUAGAGUUCUCAGAGAAAAGGGGGGCUGAAUGCAAAUGCAUGCCACACUUUUCAACUUUUGUCCUUUAAAUAUGUUAGAAAUCCACACAUAAUUUUCUCUCUACUUCACAAUUAAGUGGCCUCUUUGUGGCCGUAGCUUGGAAAACAAAUAUGAAAAUGGCUAUGAAUACGUUUGCAAGGUGCUGCAUAUUGAGACCAUUUUACUCCGGGGAGCUUCUUGCUGCAGCAGGUAAUCUUAAAGCGGCGAUGCAUUCCCACGUUUUGGGGUGAAAGACCAGCCCCUUACGGACCAACAUCGCCGAUCUAUUUCUCUUUCCAUUACUUAACGCAUGUACAGAAGAUUAAGUCAUUUAAUAAAAGUUUGAUUAUCUCUCUCA
Poecilia latipinna (sailfin molly) is the source of this 3272-nucleotide messenger RNA. RefSeq names its product PRKC, apoptosis, WT1, regulator (gene pawr). Lineage: Eukaryota; Metazoa; Chordata; Actinopteri; Cyprinodontiformes; Poeciliidae. Bases 364 to 1395 code for a protein of 343 amino acids. Gene Ontology annotation, cellular component: cytoplasm. The record is from RefSeq and is a predicted model, not a curated record. The transcript is spliced from 7 exons. Gene Ontology annotation, biological process: apoptotic process; positive regulation of apoptotic process.